UUUGAAGAAAGGAAACAUCUCCUAGCUGUCAAAAAAGUAGAGCUUGAAAAGCAAAUUUAAGAAAGAGCUGGUGCACAAGCUUCGUCAACUACUUCUUUUCAGCAGCAAGAUUCCUCUAGUACAAAGGGUGAUGUUGACAGUGGUAAUCUUCAGUAUGGAGACCAUCACUCUUGGGGACAAAAGAAUUGGUAUCAAAACUACUGUUCUGGAAGAAAAGGCCACAGCCUGUAACAUGCUUUGCUGUUAUGCUGAUGAGUUGAAGGAAGGAUUCUUUCCAUGGAUUGAUCAGGUUGCAGGAACUUUAGUUCCACUUCUUAAAUUUUACUUCCAUGAGGAGGUUAGAAAAGUAGCCGUUUCAGCAAUGCUGGAGCUAUUACAUUCUGCAAAGUUGGCUAUUGAGAAAGGGCAAUCUCAAGGUUGGGAUGCAUCCUAUUUGAAGUUUUUGAGUGACAGUAUCAUCCCAGUUUUGGUGGACGCUUUACAUAAGGAACUGAACUAGCUGAAAGAAUGUGUUAUGGGAAUAUCUAUGAACUUGGUCACAUUCUUGGUUGGAAUUUUGAAUCUUCCAUCAGCUAAAUCUGCUACAAUAUUUACCAAUUUAAUGGGAACUCUCAACCUUCUUGGCCUCCUUGGUGGCUUCUUAGCUGAUCCUGGCAUUCAAAAUUUAUAUGAUGCUAUAAGAACAACAUACUGAAUUUAUGUUUUGAAUUAUAGUUGAUUUAUUAACACAUUUUGUUGAUGUAUAGUUGUUAUUUAUUAUUAUAGUUGAUGUAUCAAUACACUUUGUUUAUUUUUUGAAUUAUAUUG
Arachis duranensis is the source of this 807-nucleotide messenger RNA. RefSeq lists its product as uncharacterized. NCBI's taxonomy places the organism in Eukaryota, Viridiplantae, Streptophyta, Magnoliopsida, Fabales, Fabaceae. Gene Ontology annotation, cellular component: cytoplasm; nucleus. Gene Ontology annotation, biological process: protein import into nucleus. Gene Ontology annotation, molecular function: nuclear import signal receptor activity. The transcript is spliced from 5 exons. The coding region runs from base 131 to 499 and encodes 122 amino acids. The record is from RefSeq and is a predicted model, not a curated record.